AUGGAAGAAAUGAAAGAGAACAUGAGAAGUGUGAAUCCUAUAGAAGAUUUGGUCCAUAGAACUGAUUCCACCUUUACGGCUUCCAUCAAUGGUCACCUUCUACCACCAAAGUUCAAGUUGCCUUCUCUAGAUUCAUAUAAUGGGACACAAGACCCUUUUGAUCACAUUGCCACCUUUAAGACCACUAUGCAUCUUCAAGGGGUUCCCGAUGAAAUAAUGUGCAGAGCCUUCCCUACCACCCUCAAGGGCCUAGCACGAGUGUGGUUCGACAAAAUACCCCUGAAUUCAGGGAAAAAUGAAAGCUUGCGGUCCUUCAUCACUCGUUUUAAUAGGGAAGUUUUGACGGUGGACGAGAUGGACGAUAAGUUGCUAUUGGCAGCUUUCCAUAACAGACUUAAUUCAGAUCUGUUCAUUCACAAGCUUUACAAGCAAGAGCCUCAAACUAUGGCUGAACUCGUCCAUUCCACUCAGAAAUUUAUGAAUGUAGAAGAUGCAAUCAUAGCCAAGAAGAGGAAGAGAACUCAGAAAAUGGAAGCGAACCGCCACUUUGAACAAGGCCCCCGUCCAAAGAAGGGACAGACGGACGACAAAAAGGACCGAGAUAAUAAGAAGACAGGCCCCAUAGCAAGGAAUCAGAAUUAUACACCCUUAAAUGCCCUACUCGAUCAAGUGCUGAUGCAGAUAAAGGAUGAUCCUUCCUUGAAGUGGCCAGAGAAGAUGAAAGGCGAUCCUAAUAAGCGCAAUAAAAAUAAAUACUGUCGCUUCCAUAGAGAUCAUGGCCAUGACACGAAUGAAUGUUAUGACUUAAAGCAGCAGAUUAAGAAUCUUAUUAGACAGGGAAAGUUGAGGCAUUUCGUUGGAAAAGAUCAUAAAGAUGAGAAGUUGAAGGGAAAAAUGGAAGAAUCAUCACAACCCCCACUUGGAGAGAUAAGGGUUAUUAUAGGAGGGACUUCAGUAGGACAGUUUUCCAAGUCAAAGAAGACGUAUCUCAAAGUGGUGCAAAACGUCCAGCUUUCUAGACGAUCACCAAGGACGAGGGGGACUGACGAGUCAACUAUCUCAUUCACCGACAAAGAAGCUGAAAGGAUCCAUCAUCCAUAUGACGAUGCCAUUGUCAUCACUUUACUCAUCGCAGAUUAUACAACUAGGAGAGUGUUGGUGGAUAACGGAAGUUUAGCAGAUAUAUUGUACUACCCUGCCUUCCAACAGAUGAGGCUUGGAUGA
Messenger RNA from Quercus lobata, 1224 nucleotides. RefSeq lists its product as uncharacterized. The transcript is spliced from 2 exons. Lineage: Eukaryota; Viridiplantae; Streptophyta; Magnoliopsida; Fagales; Fagaceae. The coding region runs from base 1 to 1224 and encodes 407 amino acids. The record is from RefSeq and is a predicted model, not a curated record.